Liolophura sinensis is the source of this 8277-nucleotide messenger RNA. RefSeq names its product lipoxygenase homology domain-containing protein 1-like. NCBI's taxonomy places the organism in Eukaryota, Metazoa, Mollusca, Polyplacophora, Chitonida, Chitonidae. The transcript is spliced from 48 exons. The record is from RefSeq and is a predicted model, not a curated record. Bases 195 to 7937 code for a protein of 2580 amino acids. Gene Ontology annotation, molecular function: protein binding.
CAGAAGUACACUGACAUCAAUAAUGCGCUAAAAAUGACAGCGAUCAUCCCGAUCGUGUCUCCCGUAACUUACAGCGUAAGAAGAGACAUACGGGUAUUGAAUUACUGGUGAUGUGAGCCUGAGGAUCAUGUUGAUAACCUACUGAGAGAUAAAUGAAAGAAAGUCAUUAGAAUUGCUGUUUGUGGGAAGACACAAUGAGUAUCACAGGGGGAUCAUACAUGUCCCAGCCUUACACAAACUCUGAGGCUGUGAAGAGAUGUAUGGUCAUGUCAACUGGGCCCUUGUCCUCACAUAUGCUUGUGAAGGAACCACAUCCUCCAUUUGCGGUUAACUAUGGCAGAAGUAUCUCAAGACCAAGACCUUACUCAGCUCCUCAUGUUAUUAGAAGUAAUGGACCUAUACCGCCCCAGAGACAGAUGCCUUACCAUGACCCUCGCACAUCACAGCGCCAUUUGCACCACUCUCUCUUCCACCGGCCUUACGAUACCCCUACCACAAGGGCUGCACCCUUUGCAGCUAGGAAAAUAGAAGCAUUUAUUGAUUCAACAUUAAACAAGAACUCUCGCAUACCUUAUGAUGCUCUCAAUGACCCUCAUCUUGUUGACUACUAUGAAAGGAAAUUUGGUGCCCUGGAUAUUCCAAUAUACCGCAGAUCAACUACCUCAAACUUACUGGGAUCCAGAAGAACGCAAAGUGCCAGGUAUGGCCGUGGAAGCUCAGGGGUGUUAGGGGAGGGCAAAGUGCUUUAUAAGGUCUCUGUAACUACUGCCGAUAAGAAAAAUGCAGGAACUGAUGCAAAGGUGUGGAUCAGCAUGAAGGGAACCAAGGGAAAGUUGACAAAAACACGACUCACAAAAAAGGCAGGCUCUGUCAAAUCAUCCAAGGAUGUGGCUUUCAAGUUUUCCAGAGGAACUACGCACAUUUUUAAAAUCAAAGGACCAGAGCUCGGGGAUAUCAGAUCCAUUCAAAUAUCGACGUCAGCAAAGACACAGGCAGAAGCUUGGUAUCUACAAGAGAUGGAAAUUGUAAAUACAAAGACAAAGAAGUCCUGGUUGUUUUUAUGCAAUCAGUGGUUUUCUCUGUUCCAUUCUGAUCAGCAAACCAGCAGAGAGCUUUAUCCUGAAAAAGCCAGCAAAACAGAGUAUGAGAUUGUCACGGUGACAGGUGACUGUCAGUCUGCUGGGACAGAUGCCAACGUUUUUCUUACCAUAUUUGGUAAGACAGGUGUCACGCCCAAAAUUCACCUCAAGAAUAACCACAGGAAGUGCUUUCGGCGGGGCACAAGUGAUGUUUUUAUGGUGAAGGCGAAAAGUGUUGGGCAGAUGACAAAAGUCCGGAUAGAACAUGACAACACUGGUUUUGGAGCAGGAUGGUACUUGGAAAGGGUGGUGGUGACCGACAUGAGGACAAGCAAAUGGAAGUACUUCUUUCCUUGUGGCCAGUGGUUGGCCAAAGAUGAGGGUGACGGGGCUAUCUGUCGUGACUUGGCAGGCAGCAAGGACCCGUUAGCAAUGCGAAAAGUGACUAAGUAUAAGGUGACUGUGUACACUGGUGACAAACGUGGAGCUGGGACGGACGCUAACGUCUACAUCACUUUGUUUGGGGAGAAGGGAGAGUCUGGUGAGAAGAGACUAGAUACAUCCAGGAGGAACGACUUUGAAAGAGGACAAAUUGAUGAGUUUUAUGUGGAGUGUCCAGGCCUUGGGAGACUGGAGAGAAUCAGAAUAGGCCAUGAUAACAGUGGCUUCUCUGCUGGCUGGUUCCUGGACAAGGUCAUUAUUGAUGACAUGGAUAUGGGCACCGUGUAUGAAUUUCCUUGUUACCGGUGGCUGGCCUCAGAUGAAGAUGAUGGAAUGAUCUCCCGAGAGCUUCUUGUCAAUGUGGGUGCAACAGAAGCCCCACCAGGUGUGCCAUACUCCAUCACCGUGAUAACAGGAGAUGUCCGUCAUGCUGGAACCGACUCCCGUGUGUAUAUCCUCCUCUACGGGGGUAAGGGUGGAGAAGAGAACAGUGGGAAGAUUUGGCUGGAGGGGGGCAAGUUUGAGCGUGGCAAAACAGACAAGUUCAAUGUGGAAGUAAAUAAAUUGUUGUCUCCCCUUUCACGAAUUGAUGUGGGCCAUGACAACAAGGGGGCUGCGUCUGGCUGGUUCCUGGAGAAAGUCAUUGUGAACUGUCCAAGUGCAGGACUAGAGCAAACCUUCCCUUGUUCCAAAUGGCUAGCACUGGAUGAGGCAGAUGGAGUUAUACAGAGGACCCUGUAUGAACAGAAGGCACACCGCAAAAAGAGAGAAAAAUUGGUGACCUGGUAUACGUGGGUUUACACUAGUGACCUGAAGGGUGCAGGAACAGACUCUAAUGUCUUCCUGGUGGCCUAUGGGGAGAAAGGCAAGUCAGAUGACAUUCCAUUACGAAACAAAACCGACAACUUUGAGUCCGGCAUGAUGGAUGCUUUCAAAUUUGAGAUGACUGAUAUUGGCAAGCCGUACAAGAUCCGAGUGUGGCAUGAUGACAAAGGAUUAGCAUCAGGAUGGCAUCUGAAUAAGAUUGUCAUGGAGAACAUGUCCACCAAAGAACGCUAUAACUUCCCGUGUGACCGUUGGCUUGCCACUGAUGAAGAUGAUCACCAGAUUGUGAGAGAGUUACCUGCUAGUGGUCCAGGGAUAAAUAAGCCACUGCCUAUUGUCCACUACAGUGUGGAGGUUCACACUGGAAAGAAGACUGGAGCCGGAACAGAUGCCAAUGUCUUCUUGACCAUCUUUGGUGACCUGGGUGACACUGGGGACAGACAUCUGAGGCAAUCCAAGAGUAACAGGAACAAGUUUGAGAAAGGCAGUGUGGACACUUUUGACAUUGAGGCUGUGACCUUGAAGAAGUUAAGGAAGAUCAAGAUAGGACAUGAUGGAAAGAGGGCUGGUGAUGGCUGGUUUUUGGACAAGGUCGUCAUUAAACAGGAUGGUUCCACCAAAUAUGACACAGUAUUUGAGUGCAACAGAUGGUUGUCCAUAGAUGAAGAUGAUGGUGCCAUUGUAAGGGAGAUAACUGCAGGUGGCAGUCAGAUGUUGAGCACCACAUCAUACCAUGUGAGUGUGAAGACUGGGAAUGUGAGAGGAGCUUCGACAGAUGCGAACGUCUUCAUUAAAAUCUUUGGCACUGAUGGUGACACAGGGACCCUGAAGCUGAGGUCUUCAGAAAAUACAUCAAACAAGUUUGAGAGAGGUCGCAGGGACAUGUUCAAACUGGAGGCUACAGACAUAGGCAGGAUUAAGAAGAUAAAGAUUGGGCAUGAUGGUGUGAGCCCUGGAGCAGGCUGGUUCCUGGAUGAGGUGACUAUUGACGUGCCAUCCCGCGGGGAGCACUACCUGUUUGCCUGUCACCGGUGGCUGUCUAAGGAUGAGGAGGAUGGCCAGAUAGAGCUGGAGCUUGACCCCUCAUCUGUGGAAGAGAGGGACAAAAACAUUCCAUAUGAGGUGACAGUAUGGACAGGAGAGCAGAAAGGGGCCGGCACAGAUGCCAACGUCUUCAUCCAGAUGUAUGGUGACAAGGGCAAGACAGAGGAGCUCAAACUGAAGAACAGGACUGACAACUUUGAGAAGGGCAACAUGGAUAAGUUCAAGAUUGAAGCAGCUGAUAUUGGCACCCUGCAGAAAGUGAGAAUCGGUCAUGAUGGGAAAGGCCUUUUGGCAGGCUGGUACCUGGAAAAGUUUUUGAUCCAAAGACCAAAAGCAAAGGUGGAUAAAGGCAAGAGAAAACCAGGUGAGGUGAGAAAGAAGUCCUUAACUCCUGAGCAGAGGCGUAAGUCUAUCCUGGAGACAGGGGACUACAGUGAUGAGGAUUCUGACAGCACGUCCAUGUCCACACCCGGUAGAGGGCGCCGACGGUCUCCUCGUCAGUCGCGCGAUGAGCUGGACUCUGACAGUGGUCGCCGUAGCCUCUCAGCCAAACGUCACCUUCACCUGAGGACAGUCGCAGAAGAGGAUGUAGAAGAAGGAACGGAGGACUACUGGUUUUUUGUGGAUAACUGGUUUGCCCGUAAUGAGGGUGACGGCUUAAUAGUGAGGGAACUCAUACCCACAGACAAACAUGGAAGACCGUUGAAGGGAACCCUAGAAGAGAACGAGUACACGGUGAAGGUGUACACUGGAGACAAGUGGGGAGCAGGGACGGAUGCCAACAUCUUUGUGAAUUUGUUUGGGAAGAAAGGAGACACUGGAGAGAGACAGCUCAAGGAGUCUAACAAGAUCAACAAAUUUGAGAGAAAGCAGGAGGACAUUUUUACAAUCAAAGCAAUUGACUUGCAUAGACUAACAAAAGUGAAAAUUCGUCAUGACAACAAAGGGGGAGGUGCAGCCUGGUUCUUGGACAGAGUAGAAGUGGAGGACACUAAGCGCAAGAAAAGUUAUUUCUUCCCAUGUCAGCGCUGGCUGGCUGUAGACGAGGACGAUGGUCAGAUAGCCAGAGAGCUGGUCCCUGUGGAUGACACACUGCGACAGAAACUAGCAGGCAAAGACACUACUGCUAUCAGAGAUGAGAUAGCAUUGGAAACUAAAGCUGCUAUGACCACGUAUCAUGCCAAGGUGACAACUGGAAAGAAGUGGGGAGCAGGCACAGAUGCUAAUGUUUAUGUCAUUUUAUAUGGGGAAGAAGACAACACAGGUCAAAUGUUCCUGAAGUCUUCCCUGACAAACAAAAACAAGUUUGAAUCUGGCCAGACAGAUGAAUUUAUACUUGAGGCAGUAGACAUUGGAGACCUCAAGAAAAUCAGAAUUGGUCAUGACAAUGCAGGGGGAGGGGCAGCCUGGUACCUGGACAAAGUGGUGAUUGACGCCCCGUCCCUGGGGAAAGCCUGGACAUUCCCAUGCUCACGCUGGCUCUCAAAGAAAGAGGAUGAUGGUCUGAUUGAGAGAGAGCUUUUCCCUCAAGAGCUGGCCACAGAGGUUUAUGACAAAUGUGUACCUUAUGAGGUGACAACCUAUACGAGUGACCGGUCAGGUGCCUCCACUGAUGCAGAUGUCUACAUUGUACUGUACGGUAAAGAUAUGUGUACCAUGCAGAAACCACUAUGUGCCAGUAAGCGAGAGAGAAAGGAGAGUUUCAAGAAGGGAGCUGUGGAUAAAUUCAUUGUCGAGCUAGAAGAUGUAGGAGACUCCAUAGAGAAGAUCCGCAUAGGCCAUGAUGCCUCGGGCUUUGGGUCUGGCUGGCAUCUCAGCAAGGUGGAGAUCAGGAAACUGCUGGAUACUGGCAAGGGAAAAAGUUCCAGUCAGGGUUCAGUGACCUUCACCUUCCCAUGUGACCGCUGGCUGGCCAAAGAUGAGGAAGAUGGGGCUAUUGUACGAGAACUUGUGCCCGAGAAAGUCCUGGAGGAGAGGAUGGGCAGAGAUGGCCAGGUGAAGAUGAAAGAGCGGAGAAAGAAAGAUUCUCUCAUAGCCAAGAAGUAUCUGGUGAACGUGUACACUGGUGAUGUGAAGGGGGCUGGCACUGAUGCCAAUGUUUUCCUGACAGUGUAUGGGGAUAAAGGUGACACAGGGGAGAGGAAACUCAGCAAGUCAGAGACUCACAGGGACAAGUUUGAAAGGGGACAGGUGGAUAAAUUCACCCUGGAUGCAGUAGAUUUGGGUAAUAUCCACAAAAUCCACAUUCGCCAUGACAACUCCAUGUUGAACCCCUCCUGGUACCUGGACAAAGUAGAGGUGGUUGACACCAUGGAUAACGAUGUGACCACCUUCCACUGUGAGAGGUGGCUGGCCAAGAACAAGGACGAUGGCAGGAUUGAGAGGAGCUUCUAUAUUAAGGGUUAUGAUGGUGAGAUGUCCAGUCAGGGUACACUGCGGUCAGCUGGUAGGAUUGGAUCCAUCUCCAGUCUAGAUUCCCUGAAAAGUGACACAUUUGGCAAAAGUCCACGACUCAGUAAGAAACAGCUCUCCCUAGAGCAACUGCCUGAAGGACCUACAAUUCCCUACACUGUAAAAGUGGUCACAGGAAGUGGGGCUGAUAAUGGCACAGAUAGUAAUGUUUGGAUCAAGAUCUUUGGGCCCAAGAAAAAGUGCUCUGGGAAGUUGUUCUUAGAACUGGCCCAGAAGGAGACCUUUGAACCUGGUUCAGUAGAAACCUUCUCACUGGAGGCCCUGGAAAUGGACGAAGUCAGACAGAUAGAGUUGGGCCAUGAUGGUGUCACCCCAGGGAGUGGGUGGUUUGUGAAGGAGGUAGAUGUCGACAUCCCCACAAAGGGCAAACAUUAUCACUUCAGCUGUAAGACGUGGCUGGCCCGAGACAAGGGAGAUGGAAAAACUAGCCGGGUGUUCACUGUGGAGGAUGGCACGAGUACCAUGUUCUCCUACAGACCCAUGGUACAGUACGAGGUGACGGUGUACACUGGAGAUGUGGACCAGGCUGGCACAGACUGCCCUAUCACACUCACUGUGUUUGGCACAAAGGGCUCUUCAUCCAUCAUCCCUCUUGAUAAAAGUGGAGAUCGGUUUGAGAGAGGAAGAAGUGAUCUCAUCAAGUUGGAACUGGAGGACAUAGCCCCACUGAGGAAGCUGAGAAUUGGCCAUGAUGGAAAGGGAAGCCGACCAGACUGGUAUCUGGAAAAGGUGGACUUCCGUAACAUGGAAACAGGGGACUUGACAGUGUUCAAAUGUAACAAGUGGUUCAGUCGCAAGAAAGCAGAAGAUGGGAAAAUUGUGCGAGACCUACCAGCUUUCAUCAAAGGGAAACAAGUUAUAGGAAUGACUUCCUACAAGGUGAAGGUAAAGACAUCAGCUAUCAGAGGUGCCGGCACGGAUGCUAACGUCUUCAUCAGCCUGUUUGGGGAGAAUGGUAACUCAGGAGAUCUCCACCUGAAGAGCUCUGAGACAAACAAAAGUCCGUUUGACAAUGAUCAGCUGGAUGAGUUCACCAUCUCUGAUAUACUGAGCGUGGGAGAGCUCAGUAAACUCAGGGUCUGGCAUGACAAUAAAGGUUUGGGAGCUGCAUGGCACCUGUCCUACAUCGAGGUGACAGACCUAAACACCAAGAAGAAGUUCAUGUUCCCCUGUGACAAAUGGUUAUCAACGCGUGAAGAUGACAAACAGAUAGUAAGGGAGUUGACCUGUGCUAACCAGAACAGUCCUGACUCACCAGCCAGGGAAAAGGAGAGAGUCACUUAUGAGAUAGAGGUAAUCACAACAGACAAGAAAGAAGGAGGGACAAUCCACAAUGGCUGGAUUCUGCUGGAAGGCUCUGUGCGCACUUCCAAACCAUACAUCCUGGAGAACAGUGCUCAGAACAAAAUACUCCGCAGAGGACAGACGGAUUACUUCAAGUACUCCACCAGGAAUCUUGGGAAACUGGAGAAGUGCAUUGUGGGUGCUGUGGAGCGUGAAGACAAACCCCUGAGUGACAGAGGAGCCAGAGAGGCCCAGUGGCACUGUCAUCAAGUGACCAUCACUGACACAUCAACUGGUGCCAAGUAUGUGUUCAUGUGUAAGGACUGGAUUCCUAUCAGCGAUCGAAUCUCACGGCGAGACGCCAAAGAGUUGGAGGUGAAGUCUGUGGAGGAGAGUCAAGUGGCCUUAGUCAGACAACUAGCUGCUGUGAAGUAUGAGGUAGUAGUGAUAACCGGGGACUUGCCAGGAGCUGGUACAGAUGCUAAUGUCUCUAUCAUUAUUUACGGGACAAAUGGGGACACCGGCAAACGCCCGCUCAAACAACGUUUUCGGGAUCUUUUUGAGAAAAAUCAAAUAGACAAAUUCCAGAUAGAAGCUCUUGACCUUGGGGAGUUAACCAAGUUAUACAUUGAGCAUGACAAUGCUGGUCUGGGCGCUGGCUGGUUUCUAGAGAAGGUGGAGGUGAUCAAUAUGGCCACUAACUCGAAGACAGUCUUUCCUUGUCAUCAGUGGCUUGACCGCAAGAAAGGCGACGGAGAAAUUGCCAGAGUCCUACUGCCCCAGAUCGACUGAGAUCUUCACUUUUAAACUUGCCAAGUGUUUUUUUAUGAAAUGCCACAAAUGGAAUAGUGUAGAUGUGUAUAUUUUAGAUGAAUAAAAUCCAUUAUGAUGAUUAAAACCAAAUAUCAAAACUGUAUAAGUAUAGUUAAUGUCCAGUCACAUUAUUGUAUUGCAUGUGUGUUUACAUGUAUAUCACAAUCACAUUAUUGCAUUGCAUGUUUGAUUACAUGUAUAUCACAAUCACAUUAAUGCAUUGCAUGUUUGAUUACAUGUAUAUCACAAUCACAUUAUUGUAUUGCAUGUUUGAUUACAUGUAUAUCACAACCAAAUACAAAGACAAGUUUACAUUUGU